This is a messenger RNA of Verticillium nonalfalfae, 621 nucleotides long. RefSeq lists its product as uncharacterized. The transcript is spliced from 3 exons. The record is from RefSeq and is a predicted model, not a curated record. The coding region runs from base 1 to 621 and encodes 206 amino acids. NCBI's taxonomy places the organism in Eukaryota, Fungi, Ascomycota, Sordariomycetes, Glomerellales, Plectosphaerellaceae.
AUGGGCAACUACAAAUCAGCACUCCUGCUUUCUAUCCUCGCUGCGUCCACCGUCCAAGCUAGCUUUUGGACACCACCCAAGGGCCACAGCCCCCCGGACUGCGAGACGACCACCACAUUUGCUACUCUGACCGUCACAAGCUCAGAGAUCGCUGGCCCUACUGCCGGACCCACUGGCGGGCCCAUUCCCCCUAUCCCGGAGCACUCCAGUGCAAUCGAGGAGUCUAUCUACCCGCAGCCCUCAGUUGUUGAUCCCCCCAGCCCUUGUGCUUCGGAUCAGACAGGCAAGCCCAGAAAGCCCGAGAAGCCGCACAAGCCGGGGAAGAUUUGGGACGGCAACAAGCCCUGGGAUGGCAACAAGCCGUGGAGGGGCGACAAGCCCUGGAAGCACCACAACAGGCCAGGAAACAAUUGGCAGGUGGCGACUUCAUCCUUAUCCUGGAGUGAUGAUCUCCCCAUGAUGCGCCGCAACCCAUGCCAGUCGCAGGGCUGGCCCCCUGAAAACUGUGCCUACAAGCCUUUCCGUCACAGUCUUGCGCUAAUUGAGUACGGUCGACUUCCUCCGGGUGUUAAAAUCUCCGGGGAGGCGGCCAUUGGGCGAUCAUCAUAUGCGCAGUCGUAA